This is a messenger RNA of Boleophthalmus pectinirostris (great blue-spotted mudskipper), 2998 nucleotides long. RefSeq names its product abhydrolase domain containing 17B, depalmitoylase (gene abhd17b). Gene Ontology annotation, molecular function: palmitoyl-(protein) hydrolase activity. The record is from RefSeq and is a predicted model, not a curated record. Gene Ontology annotation, biological process: protein depalmitoylation. Lineage: Eukaryota; Metazoa; Chordata; Actinopteri; Gobiiformes; Gobiidae. Gene Ontology annotation, cellular component: plasma membrane; endosome membrane.
UUCGACCCACCUUAGCCGAGUCAAGAUAACGAGCUGCUUGUGUGUUCUGCGAAAGCGGUGAUGUUUUGUGCCAAAACGACAGUGCAUCCUGGCAGAACCAUUUACAUGAAGGAGGACGUUUUGUUAUAAUUACGUAAAAUUUUACGUUCAAUGUAAUUUACUUAAGGCGUUGGAGAAAUCGAUUUUAGUUAUUAUUCAUGACCGUGUGUUCAGGGGAAGAGGAUAUUAAACGACACCGCUGCAGUGCCUGGAUUGAGGGGAUAAAGUCACUCUUACGGACAAAUUCAACAGGGAACACUGGAUAAUCUGGUCGAGGAUAACCUUGUCAACCUCCUUGCUUGGUGGAGAAGAUAAGUUUAGUUGUUCGAAGAUAGCUCGACUGCACAUUAAAGCGACAUCCACACUGUCACGAAGAAAAUCAAAAGGAAGGCAUACCGGGAGGUUCAACGGCGAUCCUGUUCUUUAGGAUGAACCACCUAUCUAUCAGUGAGCUUUGUUGCCUCUUUUGCUGUCCACCGUGUCCCAGCAAGAUCGCCUCAAAGUUGGCCUUCCUGCCCCCUGAGCCCACCUACAGCCUGAUGUGUGAUGACAGUGGCAGUCGGUGGACACUGCACCUUUCCGAGCGAGACUGGCAGUACUCAGCCCGGGAAAAGGACGCCAUCGAGUGCUUCAUGACCCGAACCUCGAGGGGGAAUCGUAUUGCCUGUAUGUUUGUGCGAUGCUCACCCAGUGCACGUUACACACUACUGUUUUCUCAUGGUAAUGCUGUGGACUUGGGCCAGAUGAGCAGCUUCUACAUUGGCUUGGGGUCUCGCAUCAACUGCAACGUCUUUUCCUAUGACUACUCGGGUUACGGAGCCAGUUCUGGGAAACCCUCUGAGAAAAACCUAUAUGCUGAUGUAGAUGCUGCCUGGCAGGCACUACGGUCACGGUAUGGCGUUCGGCCUGAGAACGUGAUUGUGUAUGGCCAGAGCAUAGGCACUGUACCGUCAGUUGACCUCGCCUCUCGCUAUGAAAGUGCUGCGGUCAUCCUCCACUCCCCGCUGACCUCAGGAAUGAGAGUGGCCUUCCCUGACACUAAGAAGACGUACUGUUUUGACGCCUUUCCCAACAUUGAUAAGAUUUCAAAGGUCACAUCACCGGUCCUGGUGAUCCAUGGCACAGAGGAUGAGGUCAUAGACUUCUCCCAUGGGCUGGCCCUGUACGAGCGUUGUCAGCAUCCAGUGGAGCCCCUGUGGGUGGAGGGGGCAGGGCACAAUGACGUGGAGCUCUAUGGACAGUAUCUGGAGAGACUUAAACAGUUUGUUUCACAUGAACUUGUCAACUUGUAAAUUUCUCGACUAAAGUAGAGAAAGGAAAAACAGUGGCUUUUUGAAGAACUUGAAGGACUUUAACACAAUUAAUAUUGUUUGACAGUUUGUCAAAGUAGUUUUGAGUUUUUGGUAGUAAGCAUUCAUAUCAAGGACCUCUUUUUAAGCUCUGAUUCACCUCAAUAUAUUGUCCAUUCCAUCUCCGGCAGUUGUAAGCUAUGAAACUCACACAAAGGUAGUUUCAUAUUUUAAUUGCACAUUAACGUGUGAGUGUGAGUAAAUUGGUGAAGAAUGAUAAAGCUAACCUUAAAAUCUUGUAGUUGUUUUUGAAAGGAGUGAGUACAUUUCUGCCUUUUAAAAGAUCUGGUCAAGGUCUUGAAACAGAGUGUGAAGUUAUAAAAUGGGCCUUGGUGUUUUCGCAAAUGUGAACUAGACAAACAGUUUCUGUCAGUUUUAGCCAUGCACACUGUACUUUAUUUUCACAAUUAUUAUUCAUGAAAGCUUUUAUGACUCUUAUUUGCACAUACCAGCUGUUAAGACAAAAAUAUUAUUUACUAUGCCAGUGAUGCCAAAUGUUUGCAUUUGUUACAUGCAAGUGAUUUAUGACAUAUAUCUUGUUUCAACAAGUAUAAUGCAAAUGGUCUUCAGCUCAUAGGCUGAGCUAUAAUUUAAUAUUGACCAGCAUGAGUACAUUUGACCAUCAAAAUGGGUGUCUUAAGAUUAGUAUCUAUGGUAAAAUGCUCAUUAAAGAAAAACUGUUGCUGGAUAGAGAAUUAUGAAUAGCUGGGUUACCUCACUUUGAACGUAUUGCCUUGAUAAAGUACCAGAGAUAAAGCCCUGAGCCUGAUAAGAUAAUCAGACCUGUGCAUUACAUGUAACCAUGGAUAUAUACUACUGUGACAGAAACUACAUACUCAUACAACUGCUGUAAUUGCCAUUUUGGACUGAAGUUCAAAAUAAUUUAGUAAAUAUUUUGAGCUAAAAUUUUCAUUAUUAUAAAAUGUGCUGUGUGUGCGCAAAGAUAAUUAGUCCACAGAUAAGUGCCACAACAACGCCUCAAUCAAAGACAUGUUAUGUGUUAUCUCCAUGUUUUGUGUGUGUUAUUUUUGACUGUUGUCAAAGUCGAAGCUGUCCCUGCUGAUCGAGGUAUUAGCCAGCUGCAUUUAUUGUUGACAAAUCUAUUAGCAAGUCAUAUGCCACUGACUAGCUAAUGUGCGCUUUUGCAUGUUGACAGUGUGCUGGCUGAGUUUGAUUUCCUUGUAGCUUAUAAUGUUUGAAGAAAUUCAUGUCUACAGUAAGCAUCUUGGAGACCUCAUCAUACUUGAACCUGGAGUUGUUUACAGGUUAAAUAAUGUUAAUAAUACAAAUCACUGUAGUCGAUUGGUGCUAUAAUACACCUUCAGGUCUGAUUUCUUACAGCUUACAAAUGAAACAUCAUGUCUCAAUUCUGUCUCUAUAUUUGUUUUUUUUUUCUAAUAUGUGUGUUUGCUGUACAACUUUAUUAUUAUUUUUCAAUUGACUACUUGUAGAUCAGGGCAAGCCAAUAUUUAGGCUUUUCACGUGUGUCAUCCUUGAUUGAAUUUUAUGUAUAGCUAUUUAAAUGAAAUAAAACAUCUAUGUCAUAACAAUAUUUACUAACCUGUUGGUACUUUUAACAUGAAUAAAAUAAAAUAAAAUGUCAAAACAUC